This is a messenger RNA of Spirodela intermedia, 10119 nucleotides long. NCBI's taxonomy places the organism in Eukaryota, Viridiplantae, Streptophyta, Magnoliopsida, Alismatales, Araceae. The record is from the annotation of a GenBank genome assembly.
AUGAGGACUCGGUUUCUAAGCAAGGACUACUUCUUUGCUGACGGCGUUGUUGAAUCCCUGCGAGGCUUUGCGUUCCUGACGCUCCCAGCUCCAUGUCUUCCUGCUCUCCAUCCUCCGUGUGCGGGAGGAAUGUUUUCAUACGAUUUAGACAUCUGUGUAGAUUUUCCGAACGGAUCGACGAUCGAUAAGUUUCCAUUUGAUCGAGCGCUCUCUCAGUUCCUCUCAGAUGUAGUCCCGGAAGUUUCAUCCGCCGGAGAGCAGAAAUCCCCGAGGAUAAGCGCUCAGAAUGCGGGAUCUGAAGAGAGUGGGAUGGUGAUAUCGCAGGUAAUGCGACAAUAUGAAUAAAUUUUUUUACUAUCGCAAAAUUCUUCUGUUGUUUCUGAUUUCCGUUGUUUUAUGAUAGAUUUCGCCUCAAUAAGGAGAAGACGUCCGUGCUGUAGGUUUUUCGGAGUCUAAUGAAUAUUAUUUUCUAGGAAGCCGAUGAUUUCCUCUGUGAAGGCAAGGAACUCGCAGGACACAAUAAAUACGAGUCACAAACUUAUCAUUCAGAGAUUACGAAGGUGGAAUUGAUAAUUUGGCCUCUUUGAUCUAUUGUAGACAGCCCCUGGACCCUCCUAUUUUCGUUUUUUUAUUUCUUUUAAUGUAGUUCUUGCUUACCUAGAAAAAAAUGGAUAAAACAACAAACACCACUUCUAAUGUUAUAAUGAAUUCGAUUGGGAAGUCCACUGGCAACAAGAAGGGGAUUCACUAACUCGUUAUUUAGUACGAAUGAGUGAAAUGAGGGAAUUCAUAAAAAUAAUUCAACAGGCUCUAGAAGGAAUUCCGGGGGGACCCUAUGAAAAUUUGGAAGUCCGACGCUUUGAUAGAACAAAAGAUUCCGAAUGGAAUGAUUUUGAAUAUAGAUCCCCCUCGUACUGCUUUCUAUGGCCUUUUCAAUUAUUCUAUCUUCUUUGUUUCAUUUUCAUAGGUUCACGAUCGUUUCGUUGGCUGCAAGGGAAAUGAAUCAUUUGAAAUAAUCCAAUUUGAAAUAGUCGAAGUGGACUCUUUCCAAGUAAGAUUCUAUGUACCAAUUUUACCAUUUCUGUUCUCUGUCAUUAAAUACUCGGGUACUUUUCUUGUGAUUUGAUGAUGCAGAGAGAGGAUAUUAUCCCUUCUAAAGUUGAUGAUGAAGGAAUCAGAUUUGGCACUGCGGGCUUUGGAAUUUCUGUGGUAAAUUUUCCUCUUCUAACUCAUCUGUCAUGUGUUUUUUUUCUGUAGGUGUUUCCUGUAUGAAACUUUACAUUUCAUUUGGUUCUUCGAGAAAAAACGAAUAGAAGCAUUAAGUUUAUAGGCAUAUACGUUUCUCCUUCGACCUCGGGACCCGAACACCGUCGUUAGCUUCUUUUUUUGUUGUAAAAUUGUGUAGCUCAUUAUUUCUUUAGCACUUUCCGCGCGGUGCCUUGCUAUGACGAGAGAAGAGCUUUUCUCCUUUCCUUAUUUUUAAUAUAUAAAUAAUAUAGUUAUUAAUUUAGCUGUCAUUUUUAUCAUUAUCUGGUGAUAAGCAGUGGUUGGAAGGCAUGCGUCUCUUUUAGGUAUCUAUGUGGUUAAAUGUUUGAUACUUGUAAGGGUAGUGUCCAUAUUUGUCUAGACAUUCAAAUUUCGGUUGAUUGUAUCCACUCAUAUGGAUGUGCAAUAACCUGUAAGAUGUUGCCGAAUACAGUAAGCUAGAAAUCCAAAAAUCAUCAGAGAGGGAUUCUUGUACUAAGAUCAAAAUAAGAUCAAAAUAAUAAUUAAGUUCCCUCUGGUUUACCGUCUAAAAACGUGUUAUUACCAACUCUCACUCAGAUAUAAAUCAUCUUUUCUCUCAGUGGAUUCAGCAUGUUUUAUCCAACAUUUAACUUUUUUUUCUUGCAAUGCUACACGUGAUCUUCUGCUCUCAUGUACGCAUUGUUCCAUACAAAAUAGUGCGCCGUCUUUUUCUUUAUUUAUUUCUUCAUAAGUAUAAACUCAAUAUGUAUAUUUAAUGAGAGACUUGGCAUACAUGUUUGACAUGAAAAGUCGUUCUUUCCGGAAACUAAUAUUCCAGUAUGAAUCACUAAAGCAGCCUCGCUUUGUGUUAUGAAACUUUUUUAAUAAAGACGUACGGAAAAAAGACGCGAACAGAUUGUUGAUGUUGAUAUUAUAAAAAAAAUCACCGAUGAUGUACAGUGCUAAAAGAAGCAACUUGAGGGCUGAGGAGGUUCAAUACAUUAAAGCUUUUCCUUGGACGAAAAUAUGAUCUCCAAUCAUCUGAAUCGAUCUUGUCGUUAUCUGCAGGAUGUGGUCUUCGUUGAACCGUUUGAAACAAUUCCUUAUCCGAAAGAAGUUUAUGAUUCAACUUAUUUAGUUGAGAACAUCCUUGUGAAUUCGAAUCUAGAUCGUGGAGGUUUUCAUCCUGCAGAGGAUAGUUGCACAUUUAAUGGGACAUUAGUGGGCUUUAACACGUUACCUAGAUUUGAAGUGAGAGAGAUAUGUUUCAAACAUGAUAAAUGUCCAUGCUCAGAAGCAUUCAAUAUUUUGGUUCCCUAUUUGAAGGAUGACCACGUUCAAGGUAGUGAGAACAGUGCCAUUCCAAAGGAUUUCAAUACACAGCCAAUAGAUUACGAUAUUCUAAAAUAUUCCUCAGUGAAAGCUCCAGCAGAGCAAAUUCCUGACUGUAUACCCAUAUCCCUCAAUUUUAUCAUAGACAUGGAUAUUUUGAGUUUGAAGGGUAAUAUUUUUCAGGUAAAAGGUACAGCGUUAUGUCCAGGAGAAUCAAAUGGCAAUUAUUUUCAGACACCCUGCUUAGUUAGUCUGCAGGAGGUUCAGAUUCUCGACUUGUUUACCUUUGACUGCUUUCCGAUGCUUGGUAUUGCAGAAACAGUCGAGGAUAAAGAAACAUUUAACCCAAAAAAUAACGAGGAUAUUCUUCCAAUCGAGAGCUUUUAUGAAUCUGUUAUCAGUUCUGAGCUAUGUUUGGUGGAUGAUACUUUUAAAUCAUUGCCUACGCCCAUCCUUUGUGAGGACAAGAAGUUAACAUCUUUAAAUUUGAUACUUGAUAAUAUUCUAGGCGCCCAGAGAAUGCAUACUGUUUCUGCAAGUGAUGGAAUAUAUUUGGAUUGGCAUCCCUUGACAGAAGACACAUGCAACCAGAAAACGUGUUCUACUCAUAUCAAUUCACUGAUGACAGUGCAGACGUAUCACAUUGCUCCAGACAUGAAACUCCUGGAAGAAGAGUCGGUUGAUUUUUACAUAAACAUCUUGGAUGAUCGUUUCGAAGUUUCCGACAUUUCGGAGAAUCAAAAAUCACCCAGAAAGCUAAAUCGUUCUACCUUGAACACCGAUAAAGUUCUUGCAAAUUGUGCAUCCUCUCAUAUCCUUCAAACUGAAAACAAAAUUGAACAGAAAUUAAGAAAUCAAAAUACUGACAGGGUUUCUUUCCUAUUUGGAACCAUGUCACAAUCCAAUGAUUUGAAUUUUUUUGUAAAUGCUCGUCGAGGCAUUACUAGUAAAACUAGUUCAGGUGACACAGAGAAGCAAUGUACUCGGGGAGUUGCAAUCCCUCCCUCUGCUUCCGCCGGCACAGCUGCUUUGUCGGAUUCUGCUGUAGUUGUAGUUCACCAUGGGAAUGUUGAAGAGCACCUGGCUGUUCUUUCUGAUCACAUUCUGGAGAUAGUUCGUAACAUUCAGAAAACUUAUUUAGCUGUUUUGAAAAAUGAGACAGAUUUACAACAGAACCUGCAUUCAUUUCCAGUACCGGAAGACUUGGAGCUCCUAAAAUUUCCAACAUUGAAGAUGAUGGCACUUGUUACAAAAAUGUCCUCUGAAAAUGAAGGGUUUUUACCUCUUAUCGGACUCGGCGUGAUGAAACAGUUAGCGCAUUUCUUAUGCUACUUUGGGAUUCAUACUGCCCAUAACUACAUGAGGAAAAUAUCUCAAGAAAGUGAGUACCUGAAGACGAGAUUAAGUUCUACGUACUACCUGGUUAAAGACGCUCUCAGGAAGGCUGAAAAGGGUCAUUUAGAAUCACAUCCUGUGCUAUCUAUUAUUGAGGGUAUACUCAAGAGAAAAACACGCCAAAAGCGGGAAAAAACAUUAAUUGUGGCCGAGAAACUUUUCUGGUACCCUUUAAGUAGAAAGUUAACCUCCAUGAAAAUAAAGUUUCAUGAAUUAGUUCAUUCGAAUGAUGUUGUGGAACAUCCAGAUAUCCGACACCAGGAACUCAGAAAUUCCAUUUUGGAAGCUCUUCCACAUUCAGAUUGUUUUAUUGUUUCACUCGAGUAAGAUCUCUGCACUGGACUUCAAUAGGCAAUAUGAUUUUUUUAGUGUUAAAACAUUAAUCUUUCUUGUAUGAUAACAAUUUUUUUUUUGGGCGUGGUGAUAUCUGUUUCAUCAUUCGUGUUGUUUUUGAGAAACUGAACAUAUAUGCCGUGAUUCUUGGACAUAGACUUUCCUUGCUUUAUUUUUUAUUUAUUCUGAUAUCAUACACCCUCUCAUUUUUAUUUUAUACUACAGUCGUUAGAUCUUAAAAUACUUCUGUUCAGGUGUGAGCCACCAUUACCUCUGUUAAUAUUACUACAAAACUGUGGAUUGACUUUGGUAGUCGGUAUUACUGAUUUGAUAAUCAACCCCAAAAUUUUCAACGCUCAUAAUUUCAUUGCCAUUGAAUCUUAUCCUGUCAAUCUGAAAUGAAAUAUAACAAUUUAUUGGAGAUAUUCUUGUGGUUUUUAACAUUCUUUAACGGUAUGCUGUUGAACUGAAACUGUUAUUUUAUUUAACUUCUAAAGUCAGGCAUUUACAUCGUAAUUUAAGCACGGUUAUUAUUAUGAUUAUUUUUAUGACGUGCUCCUUAUUUCUAAAUAACGCAACAUUCUCAAUUAUCCAAAUGAAUUAUAUUAUUGAAAAAAUUACUUCCUUACACACUUUUCGUCCUAUUAGCUCUAUAUAUUUUCCGUCGGUAAUGAACUUAAUGGAUACGCAGAAUUAUUGUGUACGAUUGCAUGUGCGUGGAGAAUUUUCGUAUUGGUUUACCUGAUAUUCUUUACAAAAAGAAGAGCUUAUGCUUCUGUCUGCUGACAUAUGGAACCUAAAGUUGACGAUCGUUUCCUUAACUCGUUCAAGGCAAGUGUCUGAAACAUUUCCGCUCAAUAAAUUCUGCCAUAUCUUGGAAUAUGGAGGAUGCCAUGCUUCAUCUAGAAUCUGCAAUCAUACGGCAAAGUUAGUUCCCUCGCUUCAAGUUGACUUUAUCAAAGUUAAGCUGGAAGACCACGCGGAUGUGGUGUCAUUCUGUGAAGGAGGAUCUCAGCCACCUCAGUAUAUGAUGGUAAUACUCUUGAAUUCCAAAGUCUUACCCUAAACAAUUUUCUGAAUAAAUUAUUGACGUCGUAAAAACUUACAGGUUUUAUGAGUAAAUGGGAAUUUAAAUUAGCAUAUGGAUAUUUUAAAUGUGAAAAAAGACCUAUGCAAUUUUUUCAGUUCUUUUGUCCCAUGUAAAGUUUUAGAGUUCAAUUUUCUACAGUAUUGAAUAUAGAUUUAGAGUUCGAAUUCAUGCUGCAAAAUUUCUGGCAUCCUCUUUCCCUCUGUCUGUCUCGUUUCCUCUUCUUUGUUUUAUUAAAUCCAAAACGUUCGUCUCACAAACAUUAACUGAAAUUUAAAACUCGAUUAAUAUCCCUUGGGAAGGAAAACUCUCAUUUUCAUGAUAAUUCCAUGAUAAUCCUUAAUAUUAUAUGGUACUCUCAUUUUCCCUGUUUAUCCAUUUUUUCGUUGAAGUUAUUUCAUAUCCAUGGUGUUUUCAUCUUUCACAGAUACCGUCUAUUGUUAUCGUUUUUUAUGUCUGCUAUAAUCACUCGUUCUUUGUCCUGAGAGAACCAUAGUUUUGUCCCCACCGUUAAUGCCCAUAAUUUCCUUCAACAGAGGAUGCCCUGAUUUCCUUCAACAGAGAAUCCUAAGCAGCCUUUCCUCUUUGCAUGCAUCUUCGCUUAUUUAUUAUUAUAUAAUUUUUCCACAUGAUAUUACUAUUUUUAAAGUCAAUAAACAUGUUUAUUUACAUCCAUCCAACUAAGUUCAUCUUCUGAACCGCGAAGAUGCGCAAAUGAGAGGACUAGCCGCUGUUUUUCUGAAAUAGUCUUAUUAAUAGUUAUCAUCAAUUUUUGACUUUCGACGGAUAAAGUCUAGAAUUAAUCAAUCUAAUGAGGAAGGAUGAGGCUUCCUGGAAUUUUCCUUCCAGGAGCAGUUUUUUCUUUUCUUUAAAAGAGGGCCCAGUCAUCUUAAACCCAAGUUCAGUCGUCGAUCUACCUUAGGAACCAAAUUACCUCUUCUGCCAGUCAACGGUGCGAUCUCUUGGUUAAGAACUCGAGGGGUUAAGUCAAAUAAUCUGAGGGGCUGGAUGGCGUAACAUUCCGAUGUACUUCUUUAUGUGCCAUGUAAAGUUUAAAAAUCCGAAGUACCUGAUUCUCAUAAUCUGUGCCCCAUGAGACAUUCUUUCCCGAGGCGUCGUACUGUUUUCAUAUCGUUUCUUGGCCAAUCAGGACCUUGUGUUUCCUGGGCUUCUUGACCUUUCUUCUUCAAGUCAUUUGGUAGAGAUACUAGUUAUCUGUCACAUUUUACGGCAGAGUUUUCGUUCUUAGACCAGGAAGGGGACUCUUAACGGAUGCUUUUCUUGCAGGAUAUCAGAAGCAAAUAUGUUACAGACCUCCUAAAAUUUUCGCCCAGCAGAGAGAUUAGAAAUGCAGUAUCCUCAGAAUCUGCCAACAAAGUUGAAGCCACACGUGACGCUGAGUCGACAUCAGGGGGGCCAUAUCCUAACAAUACCUCUGCAAACUCGUCACCAUCUCCUGAAACUGUUAUCAUCGUAAACAUUCAAAAUUCUGAAAAGGAAAUGCUUAUAUCUCGAAGAAGCUCAUACCAAAAGAUCCUAGAAACAGAGAAAGCUGGGGUCCAAGUUGUGGAACGAGAGGUCGAUCUGCCUUUGGACCUUAUAUUGACCGCUUCUGUUUGCCUGAUAUGGUAUGAUAUAAAAAAUGUGAGGAUCGCAGCUGCAGAAACUGAAGAAAGUUCUAAUAUAUCCCGGUUCAUGGAGACUCUUGCAACAAGCAUUCUGAUGUCGGUCAGUUUUGCGUUUAGUGGUUGCAUUCUGGUAAUGGUUUCUACUUGUUAGUGGAUCAUGGUCUGUAAAGACAAUAACUCAUUUCUUCAUGCAUCAUUUCAUGUUCCUUCUCCCGUGCUUUCACGUUUUUCCAAUGACCAACUAUAAAAAUUCAUUUACAUCUCUGUAAUCAACUGAUAACUAAGUUGGUAAGUUGCCGCUGUUUACCUUCAAGUGGUUCAUAAAUAAAAUAAAUUGUACAUUGAACCUCUAGUCUUUUGUGACUACGAUCAUACCUUGGUAUGCAGGCAAAAAAUUAACUAAAAUGUCAUUGAUUGUUUGGAGUUAUUUUAUUUCUGUGGGGACUCACAAGCCUCACUAAGUAUUCAACUUAAAAAAAAAUCCUUCCCAAUUUAUUGAUCCGGACCUUGUCAUCAUCACUCUUGUUUCGACCUUUAUGCAUAUCUGGAUGUGGAGCUUAAUUAAUAAAACUAGUUGCUACAAAAAUGAAUCCCAUCAAUGCUUUACCUUCGCAGAUCUUUGAGGGAGAAAGCAACUUCUUUGAAGCAGUAAUGGAAUUUUCAGAUGCACUCUAUGCUGCGGCUGCUAGUUUGGAUAUCCACUUCCAGCUUUUCUGCUCAUAUUCACCUGAGUCAACUGAUGAAAUAGUUCACGGCUGCAUCAAGAACAGCGGUAGAAUUAAUAAAGGUCUUUAUCCUGCCAUGAUGGAGUCAGAAACACUCGCAGAAUCGUUCCUUACAGGAUUUCCUUCCAUAAAUACUCUUUCAGCUCAUGCCAUAUUGUCAUCGUGUGGCAUGCUCAUAGAAUUUCUUCGUUGGUCCUUGGAGGAAAGAAUUCAAGCUGUUGGCAAGUAUCAGGUACCAGACGAAAGUAUGACUUUAUUCAGUUACCUGUGCAGAUAUGGUGAGUUGGGGGAAUCCAAGUCCGGAACGACAGAGUGUUCUUCCAUUGACUCUGAUCUUAGCAGUGGCAAAGUGCAAUUCCACUGUAAAGGGCAACGCAGAAGUACAUCCGAUGCAAUUAAAUCGCCUAUGGAUGAUCGCCUACACUUCAGGCCGCAAAGUAAUCCUGACAAAGACGUCUUUGAGUCUUCGAAGCAACCCAACCGAUUUCGGAUGGGGGAUAUCUUCAGUAUGAAGGGAAUGUUACAAAGAGCUGGAAAUCAUAAGAACCCCGGCAUUGAUGAGGUUCUAGGUGAUAAAUGGGACCUGAAAACUUCUGAUAGUCAUAUUCUUGACCAGAAUGGUGUUGGAGGCUGUGAACAUGUUUGUGAAGAUUUAAACGGUGAAGUAAUCAACUGGAACUUUGACUUUUUAGACGACGGAUUUCAAUCCGCUGGAAAUAAUGUUGAUAUCUCAAGAACUGAAACAAUUACAGGAAAGUCUCAGCUAACCAGCAGGUAUAGAUAUGGCAGUGCCAACAAUGUCUUCCCACCCGCCUCAGAUAUCAACUGUGAUGAUACCUGGGCUACCAUGAAACAUCAUUAUCAAGUACCAGAGAUGAAAAAUAUCGGCAGGAAGAAUAAUGCAGCCUCUAAGGAGGAUCUUUUGCUCGUAAACAGAUAUGGGAACUUCAAAAGAGAAAGUUACCCCCACGAUCUUAAUAUUCUUGAAUCAGCCAAGAGGCAAAAACUAAUGACUAAUUUUUGCGGAAAUUUAUUUACAAAUGGAAACCAUAUGUCCAGAGAGCAGGAAGGCUCGACAUCGACUGCUGAUCUUUUAAACCGAAUCAAAGAGAAGAGCAAAAUGAAACCGAAGCCUCUCCCAUCCAAUACAUAUUUUGAUCGUCCUGGCAGCUCAAAGAAUAGAGAUAAGUGCUCUCUGAGACGAAGUCCGUCCACAGUUGACAGUUACAGGUAUCGAGGAGGUUGUAGACAAAAGACAACGUCCCGGCAAAAGUGCCAUAGAAAUAUCGGGAAGCCACUUGGUCCAUCCAAAGAGAAAAAUCCUUCCGCAGUCAUGGUUCCUACGUGGACACCCACUGACAAGCGAGCAAGACUGGUAACUUUUUAAAUAUUGUAAUAUUUUACUUUCACUUGUAAGAUUUUAAAAUACAUCAUUGAGGUGUAGAACUCAAAAAAAGUUGUUACAACAUAUUCCCCAUAAUGAAGCCAAUUAGCUCGGGGUUCUUACUCUUAUCGAGCAAAAUAUUCACGAAUUUUAUUCUGUUUCCAAAUUAUUUGUUUUUUCUGUAAUUUUUUGCCUAAAAUCUGUCCAUUAGAUGUCCGAUAGAGGGAUAGUCUAGUACCAGCGACGUGUUGAUCGCAGAAAGCAUUAAUAUAUAGACACCUGCGCAUAUGAUGACCGCUGCACCGUGGGGAGGGGGAACACAGUUUAGUGAGUAUCAAAUGUACUAACACCAGCUAUCUGACGAUUGCAGAAUCUUUCUUUCACAAGAUAUGGGCAAGAAAAGCAGAGCAAGCUGGUUUGGACAAAUAGAAACUUUGCAGGUCCAGAGGGCAAAGGACGAAAGAGUCUUCGUGAUGAAACUUAGGUGACACGUGGAAGAGGAUGCUUGUUUUUCUAUAUCUUCAUUAGAACUAUCGGUUUUAAUUCUCACGGAAAUUGAGGAUAUUCAUUUAGCAAUUAAUUAUCUUUUCUGGUGUCCGAAAAUUUUUAAAUAUCAUUGACGUGCUCGAAACUCUGCUCUGACAGUUGUCAACUUGUUAUGGUCGAAUGCACAGAAUAGGUCGGUCUUGACUCCCAUAGAACGUACCAUGUUCUUCUUCUUUAAGAUUAUUAGGAUUUUUGCGGUAAAGUACUCAGGUGCCAGUCCUUAGAUUUGAAAUCUCUCACGGGACAUUGCCUUUACAGUUAAAUUCACAUAUCGAAAUUUUUUGCCCCGGCAUCUGUGACUGGCUCAGUAAAGUAAUAGCUGACAGGGAAACUCAGAUUUUAUCCUCAAAUAAAAAGAAUGUGAUAUUUUACAUUCUUAACAUGUGGAAGGACACCAAGUCUGUGACCCAGCUCGCGCUUGUUCGUUCCACCAAGGAGAAAAAUGAGGUCGACAUGAGGUAA